Misgurnus anguillicaudatus (oriental weatherfish) is the source of this 3260-nucleotide messenger RNA. The record is from RefSeq and is a predicted model, not a curated record. NCBI's taxonomy places the organism in Eukaryota, Metazoa, Chordata, Actinopteri, Cypriniformes, Cobitidae.
UCCUUAUCUCUGCGUGAUGAAUAGAUUGAUUAAAGCUCAUCAUUUUUUACAUGACAAGUUGAUCAGUGAAAACAAUAGGUCACAAUCGUGAUUCAUCAGUGCUUAAACAUUUACAUGUUGUAUUUUACUUGCACUGUUGUUUCGUAUAUACUAAAGGUAAAGCCAAUAUUGAGCCCCUCCCUCUCUCAGGACAGGUAUAUGUGCUCAUGCGAUCUUGACACAGGCAAAGUGCUGUUGAUGACUUUAAUCGAAGUUGGGAAACUACACAGGAAUACCUAGCUGGGGCACAAGAAACUGGAAAGGUUUUCAAUUGCUCAAUUGAAGUCAAGAUGGGAAACGAACUGUCUACUGAAAUAAAUCAUGUGCAGGCAAACUUCGCUGAUAUUAAAAUCCAAAAUGGAGAACUGAAUGGACAUGCAGUUCAAUCUUCAGAAGAGUCCGAGCCUGUGGCUUGCAAAGACGUACAGCAGCAAAAGUGUGAAAUCCCACCAGCGAAGGACACAAAUAAGCCGAAACCAUCAGCAGGUAAAGAGGAGGUCGACAAAGCCAAGGAACCUGCUAAAAUCGAAGCCUCUACUGAGACAGAAACUACAACCACAACUGAGGAAGAACCUCCAAAAGAAGUCCAGAAGCAAAGUGAAAAUGAUCGGAAAAACAUAUUUGGUAAAAUGUUUAAAAAGAAGGCAGAACCGGUGAAACCUGCAGAUUCUGUUGAUGGAGAGGUUACAUUAGAUUCAGUAAGAGAGGAGGUCGACAAAGCCAAGGAACCUGCUAAAAUCGAAGCAUCUACUGAGACAGAAACUACAACCACAACUGAGGAAGAACCUCCAAAAGAAGUCCAGAAGCAAAUCGAAAAUGAACGGAAAAACCCCUUUGGUAAAAUGUUUAAAAAGAAGGCAGAACCGGUGAAACCUGCAUCUGAAUGCAAAGAUUUGGUUGAUGGAGAGGUUACAUUAGAUUCAGUAAGACCAUCAGCAGGUAAAGAGGAGGUCGACAAAGCCAAGGAACCUGCUAAAAUCGAAGCAUCUUCUGUGGCCGAAACUACAACCACAACUGAGGAAGAACCUCCAAAAGAAGUCCAGAAGCAAAGUGAAAAUGAACGGAAAAACAUCUUUGGUAAAAUGUUUAAAAAGAAGGCUGAACCGGUGAAACCUGCAGAUUCUGUUGAUGGAGAGGUUACAUUAGAUUCAGAAGCAGUGGCCAUCGAGGCAAGCGCAGAGCCCGAGGGGAUCGCUGACGAACUCUUGAAAGAUCUUGGAGAAGUCGCAGAAGAAACGUCGCAAUCCGAGGAGCCGAAAGAAUCAGAAAAAAAAGUUAUGAACUUUUUCAAGUCUUUUGCCAGUUCGACUAAACCGAGCAAAGAAGCCAAAGCCACUUCUGAUGCUUCAAAAGACCAGUCACAGAAGGAGACGCCUCCAGCACCUUCGGCAAAUGUACAGGAAGCACCCAAAGCACCACCUCCGCCCCCUCCAGCGCCUCCUAAGAUGGAAGGCAAAGCAGAGCCCGCGGUGAAGAAAGAGGAAACGUCUGCAACAGCUGCAACCAAAGCAGCAGACGCUCCUGCCAAGACCAAAACUAAAGACGGUGCCUUCGGCAAACUCUUCCGUCCGAAGCCUGUUGCGGUGGAAGAAAUAAAGCCGAUUGAGAUUGUGGUUGAGGUCGAGACCCAGGUAGACGCAUCUAAAACCAGCACUCUCGAGGCGGCUGCCAAACCAGAAGAACCACCAGCGCCAAAACCGGAGGAAAAGAAACAGGAGGAAAAGAAACUGGAGAAAAAAAUGUCUUUUUGGAAAGUCAAACCUAAGGUACUGCUAGGUCAAGUGACCACUAGGAUCCAGGCGGCGACAUCCAGCGCUGCCGCGAGCAUCUCUCUCGGGUCUCCUAGAUCGGCCCCAGAGCCCAAGAAAGAGACACCAGCUGCACCUGUCCCAGAAUCUGCCCCCAUUGCGAAGGCCGUAGAGGAGCCAAAACCCGCCACCCUGGCAGUACCAGACAACAAAUCAGUGGACAGCACGGAUAACGCCUCGCCCAGCGCUCCUCGCAAGCUGGAGAAGAGGAACUCCGUCAAUAUCUUCUUCAAAAGCCUGGGCCAAAAACGUCAUUCUACUGAUGCUGGAGUGCAAACGGACCCCGUGGUACCCGAGAAGGCCAAAUAAACCCCCAGCCUUUCGGGUUGAUGAUCUUUACCCUAGAAUAGGAAUACAGACAAAUGUCCAGAAAGUUUUGCAGAUAUGCAGCCCAAUUCCAGUUUCAUUUCCAUUUCCAAUGUGGUUAUGAGGUUGACCCUAACUUGAUAUUAUGCCAUGAAACGAGUAUUUAGCGAGAGCAGACGUAAGUGUAAAAGUAUUCCUUGUUAAGCAAGCUACAUGUGGAGGGAAAACUUUUUUUUAACAAUAACUAGUCAGAGUUGCGUGAUGAGGCAUACGAAGGCAAAAUGAAAGUGAAAAUGUGAUUCUGCAUUCAGAGAAACUCAAUUUCCUUUAUCUUCUGUGCAAAUGUAGAAGUAUGCAAAAUAUGUCAACUAACACUAUUUAUCAGCACUAAUCACUCAUUCUACACCAGAUGCAUUAUGUUUGCUAUAGUAUGACAUUAAGAUGGUUUUUCCACUGAAACAAAGCAAACCUUAUGUGUCCUUAACAAACGACUUAAUCAUACAUUAUCUGAUUGUAAAAACAACACAUAGAAACCUAUUCAAUGCCCCAUUGUCUGCUUAAUUCAAUCAGUGCUCAUUGAAACCGACCAAUUCUCCUUAAAAUGACCUUGUCAGCUAAAGGUUGUAGUUUCAUAAAAAAUCAGAAUUAUUUAUUUAACCAGAUAUACACCUGAUCACUAUAUAUAUGACCAACGUGGUUAUUUAUGUCAGACCCAAAAGUCACAAAUGUUUUAUUUUUAUUUUCACUUUAUAGCUUAACAAAAUGUUGCACAUUAAUCAUAACUCACUAAACACGUAGCAGUUAUUCUGUUAUUUGCUUGGUCGUCCAUUUAUGUCCACAGGAGAAAUUAAGAAGUUUAUUUAAAUGUCUUUCGUGUUUUUUGUCCUGUUUUCUGCUAUUAGAACAUUAUAUAAUGCAAUAUACAAUUAUGCAAUACAAUAAUGCAAUGCACAUCUCUUCAAUGGUCAAAUGUUUUAUGCUUCCUCUUCUGAUUCUUGUCUACAUUUGUAAAGAGCAGACGGGCCUACUUCAAAAUUCAUUCUGUUUUCUCCUUUGUUGCAUUUUUGUCUAUUUAACCAAUUUAUAAAAAUAAACGAAUCAUUUCUC